CGCUUCUGGAAGCGGGAGGGGUGAGCUGUCUCGCCCAGUUGGCGUUUCUCCUUUGCCGGAGCUUCAAGCACAUUUUCCCGCCUUUUUUCGCGCUUGUGUGAUGCCCUGCUUGAGGCCUUACUUCUGUUUGCCGGCUUGAGACACCGAUAGGCUUAAGGCCGGCUCGCUUCCACACGCACUCGAGUUAGCUUAAACAUACUUAACCGAAUUUAGUUCAUCCACGGAGAUUAUAUCAUCCCCUCCUCAGCAUGGCUGGUGUAAAUUUCGCCUCGCAUAAAAAAUAGUCCCCCAUAGUCCCUUCAUGCACCAUAGCUAAAUGGUCUCCUUGUUCACAGGAGCAAGGAAGAAAAGCAUUUCUUAAUAUUCAUAUGGAAUCUGAUGACCAAGGUGAACGUUUUGCUCUUUUGGAAGAGUUUAACUGGAAAAUGAAAUCUGUAAACGUCUAUUGAGAUGAAGUGAAUCUGGAUGCUUUUCCUCAAAAAAGAAAAACACAUGGUAUGCAUGGUGGUUUACACAAAAAAAUGAGAAGAUUGCUCACUGCCUCGAGCAGCUUACCGUCUAAAAAUAUGCACAAGAAAACAACAGAGGAAGGGGAGAAAAGUAAGGUAUUGGGGGAGAAUACACAAUAAUUACAUAUAUGUGUACUUAGGCUUUGUUGCAUUAUGGUAGGAGGUUGGGCCAAAAGCUAUAUAUAAAAGGAGGUUUUUGAAGAGGGAUAAAAGAGUUCUUCGAUCACAGAAUUUGAGAUUAGGCAAGGGAUGAGUUGGUAUGUUACAGCAGAAAUAUAAAGGGAGCAAGCCAUGGUGAGUUUUGAAGGAAAGUACAAGAAGCUUGCGAACAAUCUAGAAAUGAAGCCAGGUUUAAGGAGGAGCAUCACAUAAUCAGAGUGACAAGAGUGCUGGAUGAUUUUCAAGGUAGGGUGCUGGAUAGAGGUAAGAGGACAAAGGUGAGAUGAGAGACCAGAAACAGCUGCAGUAGUCAAGGCGAGAGAUACCCAGGGUGUGUGUUGCAGCUUCCUCCUCAUAGUGGGGUAGCUCCUUGUCGAAAGGCCCUGAGCAUGCAUAGAUUGGAUAGCUGAUACAGCUGGAGGCAUUAUAAUGCUUCAGACUUUAUUUGGGGUAAAUGAGGAUUGGGUAUUCCACUGCUUUUGCCUGUGGUGGCAGGGGCUCAUUCAUUCAGUAAAAUUAUUUAAAUAAUUUUUUAAAAAAUAUUUAUUUAUUUAUUUAUUUAUUUAACAUUUAUAUCCUGCUCUUCCUCCAAGGAGCUCAGAGCAGUGUACAUGGUUAUUUUUAUCCUCACAACAACCCUGUGAAGGUAGGUUAGGCUGAGAGUUACAUGACUGAGAAAUACAUGACUGGCCCAGAAUCACCCAGUGAGUUUCAUGGUUGAAUGGGGAUUCGAACUUGGGUCUUCCCGGUCCUAGUCCAAAACUCUAACCACUAUGCUAUGCCAGGCUUUCAGUUUGUUGGUGAAGUCUGUUAUUUUACCCCUAGAUCUCUGUUUCUUCUGUGAGUUCUGUUUUGUUAAUGACAUUAUAUGUGGUUUUAUUAAUUGAAUUUGAUGAUACUUAGUCACUUUGAGCAUCUGUUAUUAGGAAGGAAGAGACAGGUAUAGAUUUUUUUAAAAUAAACACUUUCUUCUCCAGAGGCAUUCAGCUACAUGAAAAUAUGAAUAGAAAUAUGGAAUGGAGUGCAUGAGCCAGGCUUAUUUAUUUACUGUUCAAUUUCUAUACCACUUUUCAUUAAAAUAGCCUCAAAGCGGUUCACUAUAUAAUUAAAACAAUGCAUUAAAAUACAAAAGUACAGAUAAUAUAAAUAUAAAAAUAAUAUCCCUAUUUAAAAAUUUAAUUACCCAUUAAAAACAAUAAUACAUAAAACACAAAGCAGCAGCAGUAAAAACACCGAUGGUAGCUGCAGAAACUACUGAAGGUAGUUGCAGAGUCUAAAUAGCAGGCAGGAAUGACAGGCGAGAAGGACAACAGAUCAGAGAAAGUCAUUUGCUUGUGAGUUAGUGCCCCUGGCUAGCUGUUUCAGACAGAAUGCUAGCAUGCUAAUAAACAAGUAUAUUUGACUUCUUAAUGGAUGCUCCAAAUUGCUGUUUUGUGUACUCAUCAUAAAUCCUGGUUUUCUGAAGUAUUGUUUCACCGGAAGGGAAAAAACCCACUAGAUGUACAGUGACAUCCCUUAACUAUUAAGGAGGCCACCAUCUAUUCUGUGUUACUCAUUUCAGAAUCUCAGUAUUUAAGAUCCUAGGAUUUCUAGUGUGACAGUGACAGACACAUUUGUAACUCUAUGUCUGUAGGGAUGUGCAAACAGGUUCAAACUCAAACCGGUUCUAAUUCGAACCAGCUUGGUUUGAACUCGGACCAAAUAGGGCAUUGCAUUGGCAAUGCCGGUCUGAGUUCGAACCGAUUGAGCCAGGUUCGGUCCAAGCCGGUUUGAAGGUUCUAGAGGCCAUUUUAGAUGUUGUCCUCCAUUUUGUGUGACUUGUGUUGCUUGAUUUCAUUGGCUGAGCUCUUGCUUUCCUGAUUGGCCAGAUGCGUCUGGCUCUCUGGUAGGCUCUGCACUAUGCCAGUCCUUGAGAACUGGCACCCUAUUGGCCAGGGGGGAGGCCAAAGGUGGGGGCUCCCAAAGGAGGGAGUUUCAAAUCCUAUUUAAAGCCAAGCCUCUGGUCAAGCGAAAUCACUCUGGCUGCAGUCUUCCUUGGCUUCCUUCUGGCCUAUUGCAGCUGCUAGUGUGGUGAGAGUCUGCCUGGCAGACACUGCUGUGUGUUUCUGUUCCCAAUCCUCCCUUCUGCCUCUUUUUCUGCCCCCCCCCCAUUCUCUCCCCUGCUUUAAACCUUUUCUCCCCUGGUGUGACUGUGUGUGUGUUUGUUCUGCUGCUUUUAUUUUUUCCAGUGUGGAGGGCAGAAGAUCUCCAGGACAACUAGGGGUAGCAGUGAAAACAAGAUGCCAAACUUUUCUUUUUCAACGGCAAAUAAUUUUCUCCGUUUCACCCCGGAAACCUUGGAUGGAAUUAGAAAGAGAAUUGCUGAGAAGAAAGCAAAACGUGCCAGGAACUUAGAACUGGGUAGAGAUGAACAGGAAGAAGAAGAAAAUAUUCGGCCACAGCUUGAUCUGAAAGUAUUCAAAAAGUUGCCUGCUCUUUAUGGAAAACCCCCUCCAUGGCUAAUUGGAGAACCGUUGGAAGAUGUGGAUCCCUAUUAUAGAGAUCGCAAGUCAUUUAUGGUGUUAACAGCCAGGAACAGAAUCUUUCGUUUUACUGCCACCAAAGCUUUAUUUCUACUUAGUCCUUUCCAUCCACUAAGAAGACUAGCUAUUAAAGUUUUGGUACAUCUAUUAUUCAUGACAUUCAUAACAUGUGUUGUUCUUGUCAACUGUGUGUUUAUGACUUUGAACAAAUUGCCACAAGAUAACAACAUCACUGAGACGGUUUUCACAACCAUUUAUACAGCUGAAUUUGCAAUAAAAGUGGUGGCAAGAGGAUUUGUUUUGAAUCAAUUCACAUAUCUUCGAGACCCCUGGAACAUCUUGGAUUUCUUUGUUUUAAUUAUGACAUAUGUAGCCUUAUCUAGUAGUUUGGGUAGUUUUUCAGCUCUCCGGAUUUUCAGGGUUCUGAGAUCUUUAAAAGCUAUUUCUGUGAUCCCAGGGCUGAAAGUCAUCAUAGCCUCACUCCUUCACUCUGUCAAGCAACUCUCAAAUGUGAUGCUGCUGACAGUUUUCUGUUUGGCUGUCUUUGCUCUGGUUGGCCUCCAGCUCUUCAUGGGCAACUUAAGACAUUAUUGUGUCAACCCUAAUUGCAUUGCGUUUGACAAAAACACAUCCUGGAGCUGUGCAGCAUUCGAGGCGGCUGUGUUAACAUCGCCCAGUCCAGGAGACGGCGGGACAACUGUGGGACCUGCACCAAGGGGCGCCACUGAGGAACCUGAGGGACAAGGGUCUGGAUCCGGAAUCUUACCUCAAGAAGAAAAUUCCAUCUAUCAUAAAAUGAAUUGUGAUCAUUCUAAUCCAUUGCCUUGUGGAUUCAGUUGGGAUCCCAAUAAAACUGAAUGUCUAAACGGCUAUAAAUGUCUGAAAUGUGGAGAUGAUGUUGACUAUGAGGACAGAAGUUUUGAUCAUUUUGGAUGGGCUUUUCUAUCAAUGUUCCGGCUGAUGACACAGGAUAGCUGGGAACUUCUCUAUCGGAAGGUAAUCAGAACAUCUGGGAAAAGCUACAGUAUCUUUUUUGUUAUAGUCAUUUUUCUGUGCUCAUUUUAUCUCUUUAAUUUAAUCCUGGCUGUGGUAAUAAUGGCAUAUGAAGAGCAACAUAAAGCUACUCUUGCACAUACAAAAGCAAGGGAGAUGUUACUUCAGAAGGCAAAAGAAAUACUAAAGAAAGAACAGGAACUGUCUAUCAAAAGGCAUGUUGAUAAAAAUGUGGAAAUGCCAGUUCAAGAAUCAAAAAAUAAUAAGAAAAGCAAAAGCAAGUGGAAGAAGGCAUACAAAAGCAUAAAGUCCAAAACUUAUGGAGAAGAUGAAACCAUGUUUUAUUCACCACCAGAUAAAAAUCAAAAGGAGCUUAAGGAGGUGUUAAUGUCUUAUCGCCUACCCAUUGACACUCUUAAUGAUCCAUUUCAAAGACAAAAAUUAACAAGUGCAGCCCAUGUCCUCAGCAAAACCAUGGAAUGGGAAGAAUCAAAACUGGAAUUCCCUCCAGGCUUGAAACGUGCUACUCAAAAGUUCCUCAUAUGGCAGUGUUGCCCACUAUGGUUGCACAUAAAAGAAAGGGUGAAGAAAGUGAUAAUAAAUCCAUUUACUGAACUAUUUAUCAUACUGUGUAUUAUAAUGAAUAGUCUUCUAAUAGCAUUACAGUACAUUCUAUUUUCAGAAGAAUGUGUUGAAAAAUGGAACAAAAUUUUUACUGGCAUCUUUACAACAGAAAUGAUCCUCAAGCUUAUUGCGCUCGAUCCCUACUACUACUUCCAGCAGGCUUGGAAUAUUUUUGACUUCACAGUGGUUAUCAUAACUGUGAUAAGCAUGGGUCUUGAUGUAUCAGGACUAUCAAUUUUUAGAAUGAUGAGAAUCUUCAAGUUGUCAAAGUUUUGGCCAGCCUUAAAUAAGCUAAUGAAAAUCAUGAUGAAAUCAGUGGGCCCACUGGGUAACCUCACACUUGUUCUGAUGUUCACCAUAUUUAUUUUUGCUGUGGUUGGCAAGCAGGGCUUUGGGAACUAUUACAAUAUAAAUAGAACUGAUCCCAAGUGUGUCCAUAAGUCAAGCUAUGACACUAGUGAAAUAUGUCAGUUUCGUUGGCAUAUGGGGGACUUCUUGCAUUCAUUUCUUAUAAUAUUCCGAAUUCUGUGUGGAGAAUGGAUUGAAACCAUGUGGGACUGUAUGCGAGUAGCUCACCAUGGAUGGUGCAUCAUUAUGUUCAUGCUGGUCCUUGUGAUAGGAAACCUGGUGGUCCUCAACCUCUUUAUUGCUUUGCUGCUGAGUUCUUUCAGUAGCAGCAUUCCAGAAAGUGAGGCAGAAGAAAAAGAUCCUAAUGUUCAGAUGGCCUUGACUUACAUUCGUAGAAAUUUCCAAUUAAUCAAACAUUUGCUGUGGGAUUCAUGUUGCAAUGUAUUCAUGCAGAAGAAGAAGACAGCAUGCACAAAGCAUAGGCAGAUGACAAUUACUACCCAAAAGGACAACACCAUUGAGCUGAUGGAGGAGAUCCAAGCAAAUGCCAGAAAUGAAACUUUCAGAAAUUUGGAGAGAGCAUCAGUGAAUGAGAAACAAGAGGAUGUUGUGACAAACUCUAAGAAAGUUGAUCAUGCCCCCUUGGCUGAAAUGGAGUAUUUAACUGAUGAGGAAGAGCACACAGUCAUAGAAGUGGAUUACAAGGAAGAGGAGAACAAGUUGAAAAAUAGGAGAGAGCAGUUAAAGAGGACAAGAAGACGGUCUUCUCAGAUUUCUGAAAGUAUAAGUGUUUGGUCUUUGGAUGUUCCCAAGUGGUCUGAUCAUGACAUCAGCUAUUCUGAGACCAGCACAAUAGAUCAGACAGCUCCUGCCUGCCUUUUGCCUUCAAAAAAGAAGGAGCCUGAAGAUUGUUUUCCGCAAGCCUUGAUCAAAUUAUUCCCAAGUUGUGUAAUAAGCACUGAUACAUUUCUAAGCAACAGGUGGUGGAACCUUAGAAAAACCUGCUACAAAAUUAUAAUACACAGUUGGUUUGAGUCUUUUAUCAUAUUCAUGAUAUUGUUCAGCAGUGUUACUCUGAUCUUUGAAGAUGUUUACCUCGAGGAGAGACCAUUCAUAAAAAACCUCUUGAAGUAUGCAGAUAGUUUCUUUUUCUACAUCUUUUUCCUGGAGAUGCUUCUGAAAUGGGUGGCUUAUGGCUUCAAGAAGUAUUUCACCAGUGCUUGGUGUUGGCUUGAUUUCUUUAUUGUAUGUGUUUCCUUUGUUUCUCUGUAUCAAACGAUCGGAACACCAUCAGAAAUCAUGUGUGAUAACAAGAGCUCUGUAAAAUCUCUCAGAACUCUGAGGGCCCUGAGACCCCUUCGAGCACUAUCCAGAUUUAAAGGGAUCAAGGUUGUUGUGAAUGCCCUCAUAGGUGCCAUCCCUUCCAUUGGAAACGUACUGCUUGUCUGCGUUGUUCUCUGGCUCCCAUUUAAUGUCCUAGGAGUGGGUCUGUUUAGAGGAAAAUUUGGGAAUGUCGCCACAAAUGCUACUGCUGAACAUAUCUGUGAAUUGCCUAAUUCCACUUGGGAACCUAGCAGUAUCAACUUUGAUCAUGUUGGGAAGGGGUAUCUGGCUCUCCUCCAGGUGGCAACAUUUAAAGGUUGGAUACCUAUUAUGGAUGCUGCUGUAGAUGCACCUGACAGGAAAUGUUCGCCAACAGCUUUUGAAAGGAAUAAAUAUGCAUACCUCUACUUUGUUGCCUUUAUCAUCUUUGGAUCUUUUUUCAUGCUGAACCUCUUCAUUGGUGUUGUUAUUGACAAUUUUAACCAACAAAGAAAAAAGAUAAGUGGUGAACUCAUUUUUUUGUCAGAUGAACAGAAGAAGUAUUAUAAUGCACUGAAAAAACUUAGUACCAAGAAACCGCAUAAGCGCAUUCCACGGCCACUGAACAAGUACCAGGGAUUACUUUUUGAUAUCGUAAACAAGCAAGCAUUUGAUAUUUUCAUUAUAAGUCUCAUAUUUUUUAAUGUGGUGGUCAUGGCAAUGGAACAUGACGGCCAAGAAGAAGCUGUUGGAAACUUUCUUGAAAUUAUAAAUGCAGUAUUUGUUGCCAUCUUUACUGGAGAGUGCCUCAUGAAAAUAUUGGCUCUGAGGUUGUAUUUCUUCAAAGACAACUGGAACAUAUUUGAUUUUGUGGUGGUUAUUCUUUCAAUACUUAGUGCUGCCAUUAAAAACCUUCCAAUUAAUUUCCCUCCUACAAUCCUGAGAAUCAUCCGUGUGGUGCGGAUUAGCCGGAUAUUAAGGCUUAUAAGAGCAGCCCGAGGGAUCCGGACCCUUCUCUUUGCGCUGCUGAUGUCCCUUCCUGCUCUCGCAAACAUUGGGCUUCUGCUUUUCCUGAUCAUGUUUAUUUAUGCUAUUUUUGGUAUGAAAAACUUUGCUUGUGCAGGGUGUGGGGAUCACAUUGACAACAUUUUCAACUUCCAAACUUUUGGUGGCAGUAUGCUUUGCCUCUUGCAAAUGACCACAUCUGCUGGCUGGGAUGGACUUCUUCAUGAUAUGCUGGACAGUAUAAACGCUUCUUGUUUUCCCAAUGUAACUAUGAUGCACCUAAAUCGUGCCUCUGUAACUAAUGGUGUAGCAAUUGGAUAUUUUGUAAGCUACAUCAUUAUAUCAUUUCUUAUUGUCGUUAAUAUGUACAUUGCUGUCAUCAUAGAGAACUUCAGUAUUGCCUCUGAAGAAAGCACAGAACCACUAGAUGAAGACGACUUUGACAUUUUUUAUGAGACUUGGGCAAAAUUUGAUCCUCAAGCAACCCAAUUUAUUACUUAUUCAGCGCUUUCAGACUUUGCUGAUGCUCUGGUGGAACCCUUACGUAUCCCAAAACCAAACAGACAGCAGCUGAUAGCAAUGGAUCUUCCAAUGGUCAAUGGAAGUAAAAUUCACUGCUUGGAUAUUUUGUUUGCUUUCACCAAAAGGGUUCUGGGAGAGACUGGGGAAAUGGAUGCUCUUGAGACCCAGAUAGAGGGAAAGUAUCCAAAGAAGAUAGCCUAUGAACCCAUCGUAACAACUCUCAGGCGGAAACAAGAUGAAGCGGCCAUCAUUAUUCAGAGGGCUUUCAGGAUGCACCUACUUCAACGUGUGACACGGGAAGCUCAUACACCCUUGGAAGACAUUCCUGAGGAGGAAGGUGGCUCUGAAUUCAGGCUGAAUGCAAGUGAAGACAGUCAGUCAGUCAGAUCCCAAAGUCCAUCUUCUAUAUCUAUUCCUCCAUCUUACAGUAAUGUCUCAGGUACCACCGAUAACAUUCCUCAGAUGAUAAUCACAGAUAGUAGAAAUGCCACCAAGUGACUUACAACUCACUGUUUCUCUUGGCACAUCAUACUUUUCCAGGGAAUGUAAUAAUGCAACAAUAAUUACAGCAGGAGGCUGCAAUUAUAGCCACCUUUAUUAAACUGCAUGGCUUUUUCACUGAUGAUUGUAGGAAAACUCCUCAGCAGAAGUAAAGAUUGCAACAUCAAUCACAGUUAAAGGGUUAUCCAUAAUAUUUGAAGGGGGGAAAGAUGUGUAUUUGUGUGUGUGUGUGGCGGGGGGUGUUGCUUACCUUUUAUGAACUUUUUAAUGACCAGGCUUUUUAGCAUAUUGCUUUGGGAAUCCUAUAGAUCACUGGAGAAGUUGUAAAAAAAAUGAGCUUUGAUGGCUAUUAGGGACUCUUGCUAUUCUAAAACAUGAACCAUUAAUGUCCUAACUCUUAUCUCUGCAUGCUUCCAGAGUACCCUCAUGCCUUUUCAAAAAUAUUUCUGGAGAGUGCCCAGCUGUUCAGAAAAAUAUCGGUCUGAGGCAUGGAGGCUACUAUUGGACUAACUUGGGGACAAGAAAGUGCAGAUUCUUCUCCAGUUCAGUUGUCCAUUAAGGCAAAACUGGUCUGUGACCAGCAAAGGUGAUCUGGCCAGUUGUCCAGACCAACUAGCAAAUUUGACCUGAAAAUUAUUAUAGAGUCGGGGAGUAUCAUCUGACUUUCUGGAUGGUGGAUUUCUGAAGGAUAUUCUUCAGGUCACCAGUUCAAGAUUUGCUGUGGCUUCAAGAUUAAGUUCUGACUCUUAAAGGAGUGUUAGUAGUAAGAAAAGACAUGGUGGCUAGGAAGAGAUAUCUCUCUUUGAAUCCAAAUUAGUUUUUAUUGAAUAGGAGUUACCCCGCCCUUAACAUGAACUUUAAGUUCCCAUGCAUAAAAAUAUUUGCACAACAUGCCAGUUAUAUUAUCUGGGUAUAAAUACUGUAUUACAACUGCUGUAAAACAAUGCAAUCGUUGCCUAUCUCUACAUGUAGGAGCCGGACUGCAUGCAUUCAUUUAAUGUUUUCAUACGAGAAAUGAACAUUCUUAUAUCAACGUGAUACAUAUGUAUGAAUAUUUGCAUAAACAAGCAAACCAAUGUACCUGUUUCAUCUAUAUUAUAACAGUGGAUAUUUCACAAACUAUAGUACUUAAAUAAAAAAAAUGGAUUCUCA
Messenger RNA from Hemicordylus capensis (graceful crag lizard), 9637 nucleotides. Its product is annotated as sodium channel protein type 5 subunit alpha-like. The transcript is spliced from 30 exons. Bases 2948 to 8482 code for a protein of 1844 amino acids. Lineage: Eukaryota; Metazoa; Chordata; Lepidosauria; Squamata; Cordylidae. Gene Ontology annotation, biological process: membrane depolarization during action potential; neuronal action potential; sodium ion transmembrane transport. The record is from RefSeq and is a predicted model, not a curated record. Gene Ontology annotation, cellular component: plasma membrane; axon; voltage-gated sodium channel complex. Gene Ontology annotation, molecular function: voltage-gated sodium channel activity; protein binding.